UGCAGUGUUCUGUAGGAGAACCAUUGACCUCAACUUUGGACCUCUGAAUCCCUGGAGGAAAUCAGGUUCAUGUUUUCCAGCCAGGCCAGGCCUGGAUGCUUCUGAUUCUUUGGUGUGAAUAUAUUCCUCUGUGUGUGAUCUCGUUGCCUGAAGGAAGAGGCCUGUGUGUCUGUGUGAAGAAUAAAAUUGUGUGUUCUGCAAGUUUGGAGCUUGUUUCUGCCUUAAAUGCAAAUGCUCUCAGGGUGGAAUAUUACCUUGAGCCUGGAAGGAAGCCCUGUUCAGGGAAAGAGCUGCGAGCCAAGAAGCUGUCACUCCCUCCUUACUCAGCACUCUCUCCCUCCAUCUUCUUCCAUUUCAGGUCUCAGGUGUGACACAGGGAGAACUAGUCCAGUCUAGGCAGUUGGAGACCUAGGGCGACCAUCUUGCACAUCUGUAAAUUAUAAGAAAGGAUUUCAACUGCUCUUACUGGCUGUGUGGACCCAACAUUAUUCAUCUGCCUCUAGACUGCCCAGUGGCCCUGCCUCCACUCACAUCCCUCUUACUUUAAAAGGCUUCUUGGGCUUAGAGAGGACAUUCACUUAUAGACUUCCAGAAGCUGCAGCAAGGAAAUGGUCCCAGGUGUGACACAGGAAGAACUAGUCCAGUCUAGGCAGCUGGGGACCUCCGGUGACCAUCUUCCCCAUUCAAAAAUCACAAGUAAGGGUUUCAACUGCUCUGACUGGUGUGUGGACCAAACAUUAUUCUUCUGCCUCCAAACUUCCUAGCAGCUCAGCUUCCCAUCCCUCGUAUUGAAGUGGCUUCUUGGGCUCAGGGAGGACAUUCAUUUAGACUUCCAGAAGCUGGAGCAAGGACAUGGACUCAGUGGUCGUUGAGGAUGUGGCUGUGGAGUUUACCCAGGAAGAGUGGGCUUUGCUGAGUCUUGCUCAGAGGAAACUCUACAAAGAAGUGAUGAUGGAAACCUUCAGAAACCUAGCCUCAGUAAUUUCUCAAAACCUUAAUGGUGGAAAAAAGUUAUCCAGUGAAUAUGUAAUAGUGGAAUUCAUGAAGAAUGACAUCUGGUCCUCCAUGUUAGAAGGUAUCUGUGAAUUGCGUGGUGUUGAAGAUCAGCAUACAAAUCAGGGGAGACAUAUGAGAAGGCAUAUGAUAAAGAACCUUUUUGAAAGUAAUGAAGAAAAUCAAGGUGGAAAAACCUUCAGACAGAUACCAAAUCUAACUGUGUUCAAAAGAACUCCUACUGUUGUAAAUUCUUCUGAAUGCCGUGAGUGUGGAACAUUCUUCAUCAAUCACUCAUCCCUUAAGCAUCAUAUCAGAUCUCACUCUGGUUGCAAUACUUAUCAAUAUAAGAAAUGUAGAGAAGCCCGCAGUUGUCCCUCUGGCCUAAACACUCCUGUAAGAACUCUUACUGAAGAGAAACCCUAUAAAUGUAAGGCGACACUCACUGGAGAGAAACCCUAUGAAUGUAACAAAUGUAGGGAAGAUAUCUGUAGUUUCUCAUCCUUUCGGACUCAUGUGAGACGUUGUAAACAUGAAUGUGAAGAACAUUGGAAAACCUAUCCCUCAUCACACUUUGUACAUAACAAAUUUCAUAAUAGAGAUAUGCCUUAUGAAUGUAAAGCAUGUGGGAAAGGCUUCAGUCAUUCCUCAUCCCUCAUUAUACAUAUAAGAAAUCAUAGUGGAGAGAGGCCUUAUGAAUGUAAGGAAUGUGGGAAAGCCUUUAGUAAGUCCUCAACCCUCACUUCACAUACAAGAGUUCACACUGGAGAGAAGCCUUAUGGAUGCAAGGAAUGUGGGAAAGCCUUUAGUAGUUCUUCAUCCCUCACUAGACAUACAAGAAUUCACAAUGGAGAGAGGCCUUAUGAAUGUAAGCAGUGUGGAAAAGCCUUUAGUUUUUCGUCAUCCCUUACUACACAUGUAAGAACCCACAGCGGAGAGAGGCCUUAUGAAUGUAAGAUAUGUGGGAAAGCCUUUAGCGACUACUCAUCCCUCACUCAACAUAUAAGAACUCACAGUGGAGAGAGACCUUAUGAAUGUAAGGACUGUGGGAAAGCCUUUAGUUGUUCUUCAGCCCUCACUAAACAUCUAAGAACUCACAGUGGAGUGAGGCCUUAUGAAUGUAAGGAAUGUGGGAAAACCUUUAGUCAAUCCUCAGCCCUCACUUCACAUCUAAGAGUUCACACUGGAGAGAAGCCUUAUGAAUGUAAGGAAUGUGGAAAAGCCUUUAGUCAUUUUUCAGCCCUUGCUAUACAUACAAGAGUUCACACUGGAGAGAAGCCCUAUGAAUGUAAGGAAUGUGGAAAAACCUUUAGUCAUUCCUCAGUCCUCACUACACAUAUAAGAGUUCACACUGGAGAAAAACCUUAUGAGUGUAAGGAAUGUGGGAAAGUCUUUAGUCGUUCCUCAUCCCUCACUUUUCAUAUAAGAACUCACAGAAGGCCUUAUGAAUUUAAGGAAUGAGAGAAGGCCCCUAGUGAUUCCUAAGACCUCAGUAGACAUAUGAAAACUCAUGGAGAGAGACGUUAGGAGUAUACGGAAUGUGGGAAAGCCUUUAGUGAGCCUUCAUCCCUCAGUAGGCACAUAAGAAUUCACAUUGAAGAGAGGAUUUAUGAAUGUAAGAAAUAUGGAAAAGCCUUUAUUCAGUCCUUGCUCUCAGUAAAUCACAAUGUGGAGAGACAUGAACGUAAGGAAUUUGGGAAAGCUGUUCCUCAUACCUCUUAUCUCACAGAACACAAAAGAAGGCAUAGUGAAGAGAAGCCUUAUGAAUAUAAGGAAUGUGGGAAAGUCUUUAUUCUUCUCUAUAGGCAUACUGAAUCACAGUGGAGAGAGUCCUUGUGCACGAUCCUCAGCACUUGGAGAGAUCAGACUGGGUUUGCACAGUCGGCGCCCUGCUCCUGGGUGGAGCCCUCCGUACUCGUACGGAGCCGCUCCGCGGCGGCACCAGGCGUCCCAGAAACCAGAAGCGGAAGUGCACGUCCAUUCGUCGCUCAUCUGCUCCCGCCGGGGCAGCGCCAGGUGCAGCCCGCGGGCACCCCGAGAUUAAAGAGCACUGCUCCGGCUCUCCUCCGCAGAGCCGGCCUCUCCGCCCUCCCUGGGUUGCUCCAGAGCCGCGCAACUUCCUGUAGCGGGGCCGUGCUCGGGCCUCUGGCUGCCGCCGCCGGUUUCCCGCCGCCGAGAGCCCGGCCCACCUCGCCCUCGCCUCCUGUGCAGCGGCUGGCUUCUGCCGGCCACAGAGGUUUAGAUUCCAGAAGCUGGAGCAAGGAAAUGGACUCAGUGGUCAUUGAGGAUGUGGCCGUGGUCUUUACUCAGGAAGAGUGGGCUUUGCUGGAGCUUGCCCAGAGGAAACUCUACAGAGAGGUGAUGAUGGAAACCUUCAAAAACCUGGCCUCAGUAGUUUCUCAAAACUUUAUUGAUGGAGGAAAGUUAUCCAGUAAACAAAUAGUAGUGCAAUUCAUGAAGAAUGACACCUGGUCCUCUAUGUUAGGAGAAAUCUGCAAAUUGUAUGGCAUUGAAGAUCAGUAUAAAAACCAGGGGAGACAUAUGAGAAGGCAUAUGGGAGAGAGCCUCAGUGAAAGUAAUGAAGACAAUCAGUGUGGAAAAGCCUUCAGCCAGAUUGCAAAUCUUACUGUGAUCGAACAAACUCCUACUGAAGUAAAUCCUUCUGAGUGCUGUGAGUGUGGAAAAUCUGUCAUGCAUCAUUCAUCACUUCAGCAUCAUAUCAGGUCUCAUACUGGAUGCAAUACCUAUAAGUGUAAGCAAUGUGGAGAAGCCUGCAGUUGUCCCUCUCACCUAAGCACUCCUGUGAGAACUCUUACUGGAGAGAAACCAUAUAAAUGUAAGGUACGUGGGAAAAACUUCGUUUGUAGCUCAACUCUUAAGAAUCCUGUAACAACACUCACUAAAGAGAAACACUAUGAGUGUAAACAUUGUCAGGAAGAUUUCUGUAGUUUCUCAUCAUUUCAGACACACCUGAAAAGUCAUAAACGUGAAGGUAAAGAAUAUUGGAAAACCUAUACUCGUCCCUCAUUGGUCACUUUACAUAAAAAAUUUCAUAGUGGAGAUAAGCCUUAUCAGUGUAAGGAAUGUGGGAAAACCUUUAGUUGUUCCUCAUUGCUUACUACACAUAUAAGAACUCACAAUGGAGAGAGACCUUAUGGAUGUAAGGAAUGUGGGAAAGCCUUAAGUUGUUCCUCAGCCCUCACUAGACAUUUAAGAACUCACAGUGGAGAGAGGCCUUAUGAAUGUAAGGAAUGUGGGAAAGAUUUUCGUCACUCCUCAGCCCUCAAUAGACAUAUAAGAUCUCACAAUGGACAGAGGCCUUAUGAAUGUAAGGAAUGUGGGAAAGCCUUUAGUCGUUCCUCACACCUCACUACUCAUACAAGAACUCACAGUGGAGAGAGGCCUUAUGAAUGUAAAGAAUGUGGGAAAGCCUUUAGUCAAGCCUCACACCUUACUACACAUAUAAGAACUCAUAAUGGACAGAGGCCUUAUGAAUGUAAGCAGUGUGGGAAAGCCUUUAGUCAGUCUUCAUCCCUCACUAUACAUAUAAGAACUCACAGUGGAGAGUGGCCUUAUGAACGUAAGGAAUAUGGAAAAGUCUUUAGUUCCUCAUCCCUCACUAAACAUAUAAGAGCAGUGGAGAGAGGGUUAAUGAAUAUAAGUAAUGUGGGAAAGCCUUUAGUCCUUUCUAGUCUGUGACCAGACAUAUAAGAAAUCACAGUGAACAGAAGCCUCAUGAAUGUAAUGAAUGUGGGAAAACCUUUCGUUGGUUCACACACCUCAGUAUUCAUAUAAGAGUUCACUGUAAAGAGAAACCUUAUGAAUGUGAGGAAUGUAAAAAGUC
Messenger RNA from Trichechus manatus latirostris (Florida manatee), 4837 nucleotides. Its product is annotated as zinc finger protein 433-like. NCBI's taxonomy places the organism in Eukaryota, Metazoa, Chordata, Mammalia, Sirenia, Trichechidae. Gene Ontology annotation, molecular function: DNA-binding transcription factor activity; RNA polymerase II cis-regulatory region sequence-specific DNA binding. Gene Ontology annotation, biological process: regulation of transcription by RNA polymerase II. The record is from RefSeq and is a predicted model, not a curated record.